Hippoglossus stenolepis (Pacific halibut) is the source of this 3646-nucleotide messenger RNA. RefSeq names its product lutropin-choriogonadotropic hormone receptor. The record is from RefSeq and is a predicted model, not a curated record. Lineage: Eukaryota; Metazoa; Chordata; Actinopteri; Pleuronectiformes; Pleuronectidae. Gene Ontology annotation, cellular component: membrane. The transcript has 11 exons. The coding region runs from base 64 to 2160 and encodes 698 amino acids. Gene Ontology annotation, molecular function: G protein-coupled receptor activity; follicle-stimulating hormone receptor activity. Gene Ontology annotation, biological process: male gonad development; follicle-stimulating hormone signaling pathway.
AACUAUUAUAUCCAUUCUACUUUAUUAGGGUAUUUUCUGAAGUCAGCAGUGCCGGUGUCUUUCAUGCGUCUCCGGGCGGUGCGCCUCUACGGGCUCCUGGCGGCGCUGUGCUGGCUCCUGGAUGUGCGCUCCUGCGGGGCUUACAGGUGUCCGAGCAUCUGCCGCUGCAGCCCGGACACUUUCCAGUGCAGCAGGGACUCUCAGCUGGCCUCCCGACGGACAUCCUCCGGAUCCGCGCCUCCACUGAGGUUCAGGCAUCUGCCCUUGAAACAAGUCCCCACUCACGCCUUCAAGGAGCUGAUCAACAUCACGGUGAUUGAGAUUUCCCAGAGCGACUGCAUCACGCAGAUCCAGCGACAUGCCUUCCUCUCCCUCCACAGCCUGGCACAAAUUUUCGUGCAGAACAUCAUCAGUCUGAGGUCUAUUGAAAAAGGGGCCUUCACUGACCUGCCCAAACUGGAAUACUUGAGCAUCUCUAACACAGGGAUGACAAACUUCCCGGAUUUUACAACCAUCUCGUCCUUGGUGCCUAAUAUUAUUCUAGAAAUGGCAGACAACAUGAGGAUCGACUUCAUUCCGGCCAACUCCUUCCAGGGUUUCACAGACGAGUAUCUUGACAUGAACCUGGCUAGAAAUGGCUUCAAGGAAAUUAAUUCUCAUGCAUUCAAUGGAACCAAGCUCAACACAUUGAUUUUGAGAGACAACAGGUAUCUCAGUUACAUCCAAGAAGAUGCCUUCGAAGGAGCCACAGGUCCGACUUCUCUGGAUGUUUCCUCCACAGCUCUGAGUUCCCUCCCGGCUAAAGGGUUAAGGCAAGUGGGGUUCCUGAAAGCCGGCUCUACCUUUGCUAUGAAGAGCCUCCCUCCGCUGGAUAGCCUGUCUGAACUGAUAGAGGCUGAGUUCACGUAUCCCAGCCACUGCUGUGCCUUCCAAACAUGGCGUCGGAAAGAAAGGGAAAGUGCCUUGAAGAACUUUACAACAUUUUGUGAUCUAAUCAAAACAGAAACAAAGCCCGACUCGGAUGGCGUGAAUCCUCUUGACGACAUCAACUUCCAGUAUCAUGACCUGGAGUUUGAUUGUCUUAAAAACCCUAUCAUCAAGUGCACCCCGAAGCCAGACGCCUUCAACCCUUGUGAGGACCUGCUGGGCUUUCCCUUCCUGCGCUGCCUCACCUGGAUAAUCUCUUUUUUUGCUGUAACCGGAAACCUGGCUGUUCUAGUUAUUCUGCUCAUCAGCCACCGAAAGCUAACCAUCUCCAGGUUUCUCAUGUGCAACCUGGCUUUUGCCGAUCUGUGCAUGGGGCUCUACCUGAUGCUCAUCGCCUUCAUGGAUGACUACUCCCGUCACGAGUACUACAACCACGCCACCGACUGGCAGUUGGGGCCUGGGUGUGGCAUAGCGGGAUUUCUGAUAGUGUUUGCCGGUGAGUUAUCAGUGUAUACACUGACUGUGAUUAGCAUUGAGCGCUGGCACACCAUCAUCAAUGCCAUGCAUGUCAACAAGAGGCUGCGGAUGCACCAUGUGACGGCCAUGAUGGGGGUAGGUUGGGGUUUCUCUCUGCUGGUUGCCCUGCUCCCUCUAGUGGGGGUCAGCAGUUACAGCAAAGUGAGCAUCUGUCUGCCCAUGGACAUCGACACGCCGGGCUCGCAGGUCUACGUGGUGGCUGUGCUCAUCCUCAACGUUGUCGCUUUCAUCGUGGUCUGCUACUGUUACAUUUGCAUUUACCUGAGCGUUCACAACCCAGAGCAGUCGUCUACUCGUCACGGAGACACCAAGAUCGCCAAACGCAUGGCUGUGCUCAUUUUCACUGACUUUGUUUGUAUGGCGCCAAUCUCAUUCUUCGCCAUCUCUGCAGCCCUACGCAUGCCGCUCAUUACCGUCUCUAACUCAAAGAUCCUGCUCAUCCUUUUUUACCCCAUCAACUCCCUCUGCAACCCUUUCUUAUACACCAUCUUCACUCGGGCGUUCAGGAAGGACAUGCGCCGGCUGCUGAGUCGCUGCUUCUGCUGCGAGGCCAGCGCCGACUUCUACAGGUCACAGACUCUGGCCUCAAACCUCACCUGUACCGAAAAGACGUCCAACAGAAAACCUCACUCCGAUAGCUUCUAUGCCUAUCACAUCAAGAUGAAGGGUGGCUUUCUAGACAAGGGAACCACAUGACCAUCAAAAUAAGAGAAUUUUGUUUUGAACUUCAAGGCAGCACCAGCUGUCUCGUGAAAAAUGUAGCAUUUCUUCAAAAUUUAGGUCAGAUUGUUAGUCUUGUAUGUGGAAGGCGUCACAUUGGCUAUGUUUACGAUGAGAUUUUCAUCAGUCGGGACCAACAGACCACAAAUUGAAGAUAACAAGUGCUGCCGCCUCCACUUCCACAGGUGAUGUGCAAAGCAGCAGAUGGAGAAUAGGGAAAGCACAGGAAUGGGGAACUAAUCACACAGGCCAGCUCAUUUGUACAGCUAUCCAAAAAUCACAUGUCUGGUCAUGUAGUGAGAUGAAGUUACAUCCAACUGCACUUUAGUACGGUAUUACAAGAGAUUUAGUUCUAUUAAAGAUCAAGAAGUGGAAAGUUUAUUUAUUAUUAAAGAUUCAGUUCUAAGUUUGAAUGAAUGCAAUGACGUGAAUGUGAUCAAAUGUGAGUCAGUGUUUUUAGCUCAUUACAGAUGAGUUUUACUGCCAUCUAUUGGACUGUUGGACUCAAGAGACAAGCCAGAGGACCCACAGGAACUCAGUUAAACGUGUGGCCUGGUUUAUGAGAAAUAAUACUGCUGUUUAAAAUGUCCUCGAUUUGUAAAAUAACAUUUGAAUAAAAAGUUAACUGUGUUCAACAGAAAACAGCUGUCAGGAUAAAAGUAUAGUGAUUCACAUGCUAGACCUCCAUUUCUCUGCACACUUCCUUUCAGAGACUUACACACUAAUUAUGUUUUCAUUGCCGUUUGUCUGUCUGGUCGCAGAUUUACAUAAAAACUACUGAACCUUGGUGGAAGGCUGGUGUAUGGGCCAAGGAAGAAACCAUUACAUUUUGGAGCAGAUUCAUUUAAUGGGGCGGAUACAGGGCCUUUUUUUCCCCACUGUCUGUAUAAUUACGAGAUAGGGUGUUAGCCUUGGCACAGGGACGUGUUCUCCAAGUGUCCUUCUAGUUCCCCUUUGUGGUUGAUAGUUUACAUAUAUCAUUUUUGUGAACUCGACAUAGCAAUAGCAAAAAGUACGUUCCAAGAAUUAUGUGCUUUUGUUUGUUGGCAGGUUUACGCAAAACUACAGCACAGAUUCCCACAAAUAAGACCUUAUUAAAUAUUGGUGUAGAUCCAGGGGGCAGAUCCAGAAAUGUUCCACUUUCUUUAACAUUUGGAGAUAGUGUGUUAUUUCAACAUUUUCAGUUUCAAAGAAUAAUUCAUGGGUCUUAAUGGGUGAAAAAAAGACAGGCAUGUAUAGGGGACUGAUAUUGGAUCUGUAUUUAUGAAUGUGUGUAAUCCGGCUCCACUGCAUUUAAAUAUGUUUAUAUAACUGUCGGGCCUUGUUGGAGGUUUGACCUCUCGCAGUGCCAUUCUAGUUGUGUUGGUUGAGUUGUUGUUGGAGUUCUCAAACCACCUCCAAGUUUGUUUCAAGCCGUGAGUGACGUUUUGGUACCAAAACUCUUGUCAAGAAUUUGAAUAAA